UUACGUGAAACUAGUUAACAUUGAUAUAAAAUAUUAACUGAAAUACAUUGGAGAUUAAAACGUAACUCUCAAGGUUAAAUUAAGUGAUAUUUAUUCAGAAAACAGAUUUUACCGUCAAAGUGAAAUAUAUCAACAGUCGAUAUAAUGGUGCCUACAUCGACCAUCGGAAUUGUGCUGUAUUUUUGUUGUAUAUGGGUUAUGUUAUUGAAAACACUGGAUGUAAAAGGAAUGGCUGUACACAAGGAUGAGAAUAAUGAUGUUAAAGUAGAACAAGACGAUUCAAAAACGGAUAUUAACUUGGGCAUGUUUUAUCAUGUUAACCCGACCGUUCAUCAUUUUUCUCGUCAUGGUCUCUGUAACCACGUACACGGAAAGAUUAAAUUCUACAGAGCGUUGGAGCAACACUUUGUCAACAUUUCAGACGAUAUGAAAAUCCAGUUUAUCUUAGACAUAUGUGAGAGACGAGAUCAUAUGCUCGACAAGUGGGUCAAAGAAAUAUUCGACAUAAAUAAUGACGGCUACAUUUCCCACUUUGAAAAGCAACGAAUUGAAUAUCGAUAAAGAUUGACAUUCUGUCUGACCGAAAACAGGACUACUGAAUAUUAUUGGACAUCGCAUAUGUUUAUAUUGUUAACCAGUUAUUAGGGUACUAUGCUGGCUGACGUUUACUAAAUAAUGCCAGUGAAAUAACUUUGUGAGAAUGAUUGUUGGAUUUUGAGAUUAUACUAGACACUUAUGUUGGUGUUUAUUGAAUUAUUUAGUGCUGUGAACAUUCGGAUUCGUCUCAAGUUCGGGUGCUUACUGUAUUUUUUUAUUGUACAUACAUUAAUUUAUUAAUUGUGUUGAUUAUAUAUGUUGACUUGCCUGUGAUAUUACAUCAUAUAUAUUUUAUACGUCUGCCAAAAAUUGUGUAUAAACUGCAGUCUGUGAUAUAACAAUGGAUAAGUGUUACAUAGUUGUGUGUGUAUAACAUUCCUCGAAAUGGCCUCUCAUCAGCAUUCAUACCGUUCGGUAAUUGAUUUAUUUAUGAUAAUAAUUUUUAUGUGCUUUUCUCUGUGAAUUGGUUCACACUCCCUAUUAAAUAUUGAGUUGUUGCAUUUUUCUAAUGGAAAAACUGUAUUUGUUCAUAGAUAUGUUGUAGUGUAAAUUAUACUUUGAUUUAUUUAUACCAACAAGUGUUCUUGGUUUCAUCCAAUAAUAAAACUGUAAUUAAUUAUGUAAUAUGUUGAAAUUAUUUUUA
Molecule: messenger RNA, 1240 nt
Organism: Dreissena polymorpha
Lineage: Eukaryota; Metazoa; Mollusca; Bivalvia; Myida; Dreissenidae
Exons: 5
Coding region: 145-561 (138 amino acids)
Source: RefSeq, a predicted model, not a curated record